This is a messenger RNA of Miscanthus lutarioriparius, 4068 nucleotides long. The record is from the annotation of a GenBank genome assembly. Lineage: Eukaryota; Viridiplantae; Streptophyta; Magnoliopsida; Poales; Poaceae.
AUGGCGGCGCUCGACUUCAACUCCCAUGGACAAGAGUGGUCCGAAAUGGCGGGCUAUGAAGACCUCCUUCGCUCUCGGCCGCAAGGUGGGGGCACCGACGACGGCAUGGGUCCCCCUCCCGUUCGCGUUCGCAGUGGCAGUUGUACUCUCGGCUUACGCGCGGCUCGCAGUGGUGGUGGAGGAGGCGCCACGGCCGCUCGUGCCUUGUCGUCAUCCUCCGGUGAUGGCUGUGGACCUUCAUUGCCUCCUAUGACCGUCGGCAUGCGUGCUUCGCCUGGAUCUACAUCCAGCGCUCCUGCUAGAUCCAGGAGCCGCGGUGGACGUCGACGACCUUCGAGUACAACUGUUGCGGAAGACAACUUCGAUGUCAACAACCCUUUGGAUGCUGAUGACGACGAGAUCUUUCCAAACGCUGCAAUCCUUGGCCACCCAGACUAUAAGAAAUGCAAGAAUGAGUGGCCAGGUUACAUCAAUGAACUGGACCAAAUGUUCCAUGGUGUAGCUGUUGAUGGCUCCACCUCAUUUGUUCCUGGAGGAAGUGUCACUGUGGAUGAGGAAGAGGAGGAGGAGCCACCUGAGGACCUUGAUGUGCAGACCCCAGUUAGCAUCACUAGCAACAAGAGAGCAAGCAGCACAAGCACCACUGACUCUAGUCCAAGCAAGAAGUCCAAGAGCCCAUCAGUUAGGAGCAUGGGCAGGUUCAUACUUGAGAAUGCCAGGAUUCAAGUAGAGAGGAAUGUGAUGUUCCAGAGACAUUUGAAAAACAAACAGCAGGUUGCCUAUCAGCUUGCCCAGCAGAAAGAGGCUGCCAGAGUAGAAAAGAUUAGGUAUGUGCAACAGUUGGCUAGAGAGUGUGGUGUAGAUGAAGAAAACAAGCAGUUGUGGUAUAAUGUAUUCCAGAUCACCAAAGAUGAUGACAGCAUGGAGUUCUUCAUUAGAACAUCUACACCUCAUGGAAGGAUGGGCUUCAUUGAGAACUAUGGGGAUGCUAAUGCAGCGAGGGAUGAGGACAAUUAUAAUGGAGAUAGUGAUGAGGAUAUCUACAAAAUGCUUCUUGACGAUGAUGACAACGAUCUUAUCUACGGUAUGUAUCAGUAUGCUAUUUACAUUGAUAAAUACUAUAAUAGGGCUGAGUGGAGGCAACCAUUGCUAACUGGACUAGAAUGGGUAGAGAGAAAGCUAGGAGAUAGAAAUAGCUGCUACAACAUGUUUAGAAUGAGCCAUACUAUAUUCCAUCGACUUCAUGAUGUGCUGGUUGAGUCAUAUGGCCUAAAUUCUAGUACUAAGAGUGCCUCUGUUGAAGCUUUAGGAAUGUUCCUUUGGAUACUUGGAGCACCACAAUCAGUUAGGCAAGCUGAGGAUAGAUUUGAGAGAUCACUAGGAAUAGUUCACAACAACUUUGAGAAAGUUUUGCAGUGUGUGGUUAAGCUAGCUUCAAACAUCAUUAAACCAGUAGACCCUGAGUUCAGAACAAUUCAUCCUAGGUUGACAAACCCUAGAAGCACCACUGCACUGCACCAGCACCCCUCCCCUUCCACACCGCCGCUCCCAUCUCUUUCUUCGCUUCCUCCUCCACCACGCUGCCCCUCCGUCUCCGUACACCCGACCCAAUCGCGGAAUCGCCUCCUCAUCGCGCCGCUCCGACCGCAUUGCCCGAAGCCUCCAGGGCUGCCGGGGCGGCAUGCAGCCGCCUCCGCCGCGGCGGGAUGGACCGUCGAGGACGACGUCCUCCUGAAGAACGCCAUCGAGGCUGGUGCUUCAUUGGAAUCAUUGGCUAAAGGAGCUGUAUGCUUCUCCCAUAAAUUCACCCUUCCAGAACUGCAGGAUCACUGGUAUUCAUUGCUAUAUGACUCGGGGACAUCAACUCAAGCAUCCGCUCGCAUGGCCAAGUUUGAGAUGGAGCUUUCAGCCUCCAAUCCUGCUAAAGCAUCUAAGCUUUUCAACCCAAAGGAAAAAUGCUUUUCCCUGUACAAGCGGAAGAUAGAUAGUGUAAAGAAUCACUAUUAUGCAAUGAGAAAGAGAAUUCGCCAUGAACCAUGUUUAUCUGCUGAUUUUUGUUAUAGUAUUGCACCCUGCUCAUGUAAUCCUGUUGAUGGUAGUGGUUGUGCAUGUGGAGACCAUCAUUUGUUGCACAAAGUUGAUCCAUCAGGAGCUGUUGUAGAUGGCUAUGGAUUUAUAGGUGGAUGUGGCGCUAAGAGAAAACAUGUACAUUCCAAUGGUAGUGGACAAUACUCAUUUCAUGCAGAGCAUUCUAACUCUGAUGGCAGCAUGGUAAUAGAUGGAAAUAACAACCAUGAAAGCCCACAUGUCUGCUCAGAUGUAGAAAAAUUAUAUGGCUGUGACGACAUGCAGAAGAAUUCUCAGACCAGUGGAAGUAAUGUAAUCUCUACAAAUAAUAGGUCAGAUGUUACUGAUCAGUUUGACCGUGGAGCUAAAGGAUCCAAGGCUCUACUGGGCAUUCAUCAAGAUGGUGUAAAUCUUGACCAAUCUUCUGGGAAUACCACAGGAAGAUUUCUUGAGCCAGGCGCAUUCAAAGCAAUUAGUCAAAAGUGGUGUCUUCAGGAACCUAGCGUUCCUACUUGGAGUAAGGUCCUGGGUGUUAAUUCAUCUGAUAUGCCGACAGAUAUGCAUAAAAUUGAAGGAGAAACUCUUACGCUUUCUGAUGACAAGAAAAUGGAAACAAAUAGCAUUGAGGCACUUGCAUUUCAGGCAAAUUUGGAUAGUGUAGUAUGUGAUUCUGGUUUAGGCAGUGCAAUGGCACCAGAAGGUGGAUUCAUGCAUUCCCACUUAAAGGGUUUCAGUCAGAAAGAAGACCUUGAGCUUCUCAGCAGUGAUUUUUUCCUAGAUGUUUCUGGAGUAGACAGUAUACCUGCUUCGUCAGAAGUGCUUUAUCCUGAACAUAAUGUCAAGUGCAUGUUGAACAAAGAAGAUUCUGAAAUCCCUAUCAAUGACUGUAUACCUAUACCUGGUCAGACCUCUUUAGAACCCACUUCUACCUUCGACCAGGAUGCUCAGCAUGAUGCGCGUUCGGUUGCCAAACUGCUAAAUAUGGAAAAUGGCCAACCUUCAUCGCCACCACCACCAGUUAAUCUGGAAUCAGCCAUCCUAAAGCAAAAUGCAAAUAUGGUGCCUCUUAAGGAAGGUUGUGCUGUAGGAAGUGAGCUGCCACCUGGCCUGCAGGGUAACUUUGGUGGUAACAAUGCAAACAUGUGUAUUUCAGCACUGCAUUCUAUUGAUGGAGGUGAAGAAACAACUUGUGGUUUCAUUAAACAUGAGAGUUGUUAUGAUGUACAGAAUUUGACUUUGGAUAAGUCAAUUCAAGUGUCCAAUCAAAUGAAUUGCAAGCUUCUUUCUCAUAAGCCCGGAUUAGGCUGUGAAACUGCUAUCCGAAGCUGUGAGUUGGCUUCUGCAUUGCCAGAUACAGAAUUUCAUGACCCCGUUCCAACCAUUCUAACUACGGGCCAAGCAGAAGGAUCUGACAGUGAGAUUAGUGUUCCAAACUAUUUUGACCUAGAAGCACUGAUACUUGAUCUGGACCUGAUUCCAUGGGAUCAAGAAUCUGACUUCAUCCAACCGGAAGUUUCAAGGUUUCAGUAUCCUGAAAGCAGGAAGGAUUUGAUAAGAUUAGAGAAAGGUUCCUGCUCUUAUAUGAACAGAUCUAUCAUGUCUAAGGGUGUUUUUGCAAUUCUUUAUGGCCAACGCAUGAAAUACUACAUAAGAGAGCCUGAGGUAAGUCUUGGGAGAGAAACAGAAGAAGUCCAUGUUGAUAUUGAUUUGAGUAAAGAAGGGAAGGCAAACAAAAUAUCCCGUCGACAGGCAGUUAUUAAGAUGGACGAUGAUGGAUCUUUCUACAUAAACAAUAUUGGGAAGUGUUCAAUUUUCGUGAAUGGCAAAGAAGUACCCUGUAGUAAACGUAUCAACUUAAUGUCAGACUCAUUAAUUGAGAUAAGGAACCUGAAAUUCAUUUUUCAUGUGAACCACGAGGCUGCAAGGAAGUACAUAGUUCGAAAAAGGACAGGAAGCUCCCAAGGCGAGAACACAGCAUUUGAUUGGAGUCAGAACCCUUGA